UCUUUUUGGUAAACGAAACUUGAAAAACUCAUAGUUCAUUACCAAAAAAACGACUUGGAAAAUACUUCUACCUGGAUGGAAAAUUCGCACUGAGGAAAUGCCGGCAAAGGGUUCAUGGGGGUUCUCUCUCUUCGGUAAUGGGAGUGCCGCUGACGAUAAAAUUGUUGAUGGAUCUGUUCAAAAUUCACUCUCUCCUUCUCUGAGACUACAACUAGACAAGGAUGUCUACAGGCCUGGGGAUCUAGUUUCUGUGACUAUUGAGAUUCACAAUCCAUGUAAUUCUACUGACAAUUCCGAAACUCAGCAUGAAGAUGAUGAUGCUUGUUCACUUCUUGUGGAAAGACUUGGAUUUGAAAUCAAAGGGACCGAGAAAUUGGACACUCAAUGGUUCUCCAUGCAGAGACCAUUUUCUGGAACAAAACACAGAAGAGGUGAGCAGGUUUUCCUGGACUGUUCUACGCCUCAUGUCAUUUCGAAUCAGAUUGUUUCCUCUGGUGCCACCAAAACUUAUAUAGUCAGAACAGAACUACCUGAUAGUAUACCACCAUCAUACAGGGGUACAACCAUUCGUUAUUUUUACUGUGUUAGAACAACAUUAUCUGGGAGAUUUCUGGCAUUGGAGAGAGGUUCCCGUCGAGAUUUGAUGAAGGAAACAGUUCUACUGGAAGAUCGCAUUCCACUCCAAAUAUGGGUCUCUCAGAAAACUAGCGGCUUGCUUAAUGAAGAUCAAAGUGACGGGAUUUUGCAGGCUACAACUAUCCCGAUGGAUAUAUAUUGGAAGGAGAAGGAUUCUGAUUCCGAAUGGGCAAGAGCCAACGAAACAUCUGAUGGAGGUGAAGAAGGAUAUGACAGCUCAAGGGACGAGACGUCGUCUGUCUCAUCCUAUAAUCCCUCGAAGGGAAAUUUAAACAAGGCUUUGGGAAGUUCCUUGUCGUUGCAAUCAGCUGCAUCGAGGUUUUCAAACAAGGAUGUUCUACAUCUCCAAGGAGAACGCUCUAGUUUAUCAUCAUAUCUGGCACUUCCUCAUGUAUCUGUUGCUGAGGUCAUAUAUGAUUCUAGUGGUGAUGUAUUGUCCCCGGAUAAGAAGUCUCAUGCUGUUCUCUCUCCAAGUCCUAGUAAGCAGAGAAAGCAUCCCUUUUCCUCUGGUGAAGAUACUAUAGUUCCUCCUAUUGCCGAGACUUCUGAACCUGUAGCAUCAGAAGGCUUUGUUCGAGGGAGAUCCUACAAUAUCAGGCUGGAUGACCAAGUGCUGCUCCGGUUUUCUCCUAAAAACUCAGAUUCAACAUACUACUUCAGUGACAUGAUUGGUGGAACUUUGACUUUCUUUCAUGAAGAAGGGGCUAGGAGGUGUCUUGAGGUCUCAAUAACCUUGGAAACUUCAGAAACAAUAAGUCAGAAAUUUGUCCAUCCUUCACGUAGAAAUGCUCCAGUGAUUACAAAGAUCCAGAGCGAUCGUUAUGAGGUUGUUGCGGAUUUAGUACAGACAAGCUUUCUUUUUUCAAUUCCCAUGGAUGGACCCAUGUCUUUUGCGACUCCCCUAGUUUCCGUGCAAUGGGCUCUUCGGUUCGAAUUCUUUACCACUCCUAAGAACGUGGAUUGGACAAGAUACGAGCAUCCCCUUCUUAUUGAGGGAAGAGAUAAAGGGGAAUGGGUACUUCCGAUAACUGUACAUGCACCUCCACCACGAGCUCAACCUGCUCAUACAAGAAGUGAAAGGCCCGAUUCUCUCGGACCCAUAUGGAACCGUAACUGAAGGCGUGUGGUUGUGUGUGCAGGCCUCCAUUGGAUUUGUUGCAACAUAAAAGUUUGGAAACCGGUUGAUCAAACCUUCUAUGGCCAGAUUCCAUCUGCUCUGCAUGUAACCAAUUGUUAUGGGAUGUGAAGCAAGCUGGUGACACCGAGGUGAAACCCGUGAAACCCUAGUUAUGCUGUAAAAAGAUUAGAAUUUAGAAGAGAUUGAAAAGUAUGACAUGAAGUGGGAGAGUGUAACGUGAAAACAUUACUCAACAGACAUUCCUUGGCAACGCUAAGUUUUGCUUCCGUGGCCAACUUUUCCACAUGCGGAUUUAAAAGCUUUAUUCACUGUUAGCGGUUUUAUUUAAUCUUGAACGGUGUCAUUCUGUUGUUAAAUAUUCCAUAAAUUUCAUGGUUACCGUAUGCAACAUUUGCUUAUUUCCUCCGGUAAGUUUGUUUUGUUUAACUGACUGUCAGGAUUAUCUUCAGAGUGGCAUUUAAAACAUACUAGUGUGUAACCCGUGCUACGCACCGGGGCGUCGAUUGGUGUGGCGGGGCGAACCAAAUGCCUCUGGAACAUUUAAAAAAAUUCUUGAUUAACUUUUUAAUUAAUAAAAAAGUUUGAUACCUUUGGAUAUUCAA
This is a messenger RNA of Papaver somniferum (opium poppy), 2376 nucleotides long. RefSeq lists its product as uncharacterized. Gene Ontology annotation, biological process: retrograde transport, endosome to Golgi. Lineage: Eukaryota; Viridiplantae; Streptophyta; Magnoliopsida; Ranunculales; Papaveraceae. The transcript is spliced from 13 exons. Bases 98 to 1753 code for a protein of 551 amino acids. The record is from RefSeq and is a predicted model, not a curated record. Gene Ontology annotation, cellular component: Ric1-Rgp1 guanyl-nucleotide exchange factor complex; Golgi membrane.